AUGGCAAAAACGACAGCCUUGACUCAAUGGCAGCAGUUUCACGCCAAAAACCCAGACGUAGACUUCGUUUGGGUGUUUUUCACAACAUACAUUGGCACCAAUCUGGUCCGCAUAAUUCCUACGCCAGAGUUCAAGCGAUUGUUGGAGACGGAUCAAGGAAUCUCGGUUCCAAUGGUCAUACUUCAUGUUCUCCCUCACGAUAAUGUGGCGGAAGGUGGGACCCUGACGGGGUCAUUCUUGCUAAAACCCGAUCCUCGAUGCCUUUCACCCUACAUGGAUAAGAACAAGGCGAUUGUCAUGUCUACAUGGACCCACAAAGGGAAUUUUCCUAUGGGGGAAUGCGCACGCUCUAAGUUGGACUCUUUGGAACGUUUGAUUGAACAGAAGUCGAACUGCUCAAUUCUGGUCGGGUUCGAGCUUGAAUUCUGUCUCUUACGGCAACGAACUCUGGACAACGGGAAAGUCGAGUACGAAACGGUCAAUGCAGAUCAUUCGUGGUGUAGCAUGACUCGUGAGGACGAGCUUCUACUUGGUAUCCUGGAAGAAGCUGUCCUGGCUUUGCGCGACGUUGGAAUCAUGGUUCAACAAUUCCAUGCGGAAUUAGCUCCUGGUCAAUGGGAAUUUGUUCUUCCUCCAGACACCCCGCUCAGAGCUGUUGAUGCCCUGCUCCUCGCCAGACAGGUUGUUAUGAAGGUUGCAAACAAGCAUGGAUACCGAGCAACUCUUUAUCCCCGACUAUCCCCCGAACAGCCCGGAACAGGAGCUCAUGUUCAUAUCUCGCUCAAUUCUGAAACGGUGGAUUUGCCAACUGUGGAGUCGUUCUUUGCUGGUAUCCUCGACCAUUUUACUUCCAUUUCUGCUUUCACGCUUCCCCAGAAAAUCAGUUACGGCCGGGUUGUUGGAGGCAUCGGAGUGGGGGUGACUAUUGAACGCUUCGAAAUCAAGAUGAUGGACGGGCUAGCUAAUCCUUAUUUGGGGCUCUGUGCAUUGCUAGCAGCUGGGCUGGAUGGCUUAGUUCAAGGCUCGUUUCUGAGCGCCGGCCCUUGCACCAUCGAGCCGAGUCAGAUGUCCGACCAAAAACGAGCUGCGCUGGGCAUCAAGACGAUGCCUUGCGAGCUGGCCCAAAGUCUCACGAAUCUGGAGGCGAACGACCACCUUAAGCAGAUUUUGGGUGAUUCUCUGGUGUCGACGUAUCUUACUGUGAAGAGAUCUGAGCUAAAGGUCCUGCAACAGAUGACCCCUGAAGAGAGACGUGCGUGGUUCGUUUCGAAAUAUUAG
Molecule: messenger RNA, 1278 nt
Organism: Penicillium mononematosum
Lineage: Eukaryota; Fungi; Ascomycota; Eurotiomycetes; Eurotiales; Aspergillaceae
Exons: 2
Coding region: 1-1278 (425 amino acids)
Molecular function (GO): glutamine synthetase activity
Source: RefSeq, a predicted model, not a curated record